UGCAGGACAUCCCCCUGGUGAACCUGCUCCUCUGUGACCUCAGCAUCUGCUCCAAGAAGGAAUCUUCCUCUUCUAAGACCGAGACUUCUGAGAAAUGAGCUGCCAAUGAAUCACCUUGAAGGCGGUCUGUUCUCGCUACUUGGCUCGGAGGUCUUCUAGAAGGUCGGGGCCUCCUUGCCAUCAUGAAGGGGUUGGGGACCAACCGUAACAGACAUCUGUCUGAUUCCUGCGACCCCUCUCUCAAUCAUCCAGAGGCUCUCUACCACCAGAAGACCAGCACAUUGCCACGCAGCCCUUACCUGCUUAGCCCCGCGAUGGACCACUAUGGCACCAUGGACCCCCACCUCUAUCCUUCCGCCAAUCCAGGCUCCCUUCCAGCAGACUGCAUGCUGCCACUCAAUAAUCAGCUUUCCAACAGCAGCACUUUUCCUGGCAUUCACUAUAACUCCUACGACCAGUCCGAUUUCUCUCCUCCAAGGGACAGCAUUGGAGGGAUAGGCACAGGCACCAUGGGGACGUCCCUGUCGAUGGGCAUGGCAUCAGGUAUGGCCAUGUCAGGGCUGAGUGGAAGAACACCUAUGAUUACGAGUGGCUCCGCAACUAUAUCACACCAUAUGAAUAAGAAUCAAACGCCCCCCAGUCUGUUGGAUUUUGAGAAGCAGUUGCCGGGAGGCCGCGACGGAUUCAGCACUCUGCAGUUCCAUCGAACGUCCGCUGCGGUCGCUGCCAAGCAGCGGACAGACAGUCCUGGCCGCAUCCGUUACAUGCUGCACUCAGUGCAGAAACUCUUCGCAAAGUCCCAGUCGCUGGAGAGCCAUAACAUGAAGGGAAAUGUGAACGGAAGAUCUACCGGCAGCGGUGGAGGCACUUCUUCGGGAACUGAGGAAGGAGGGAAGCAUAACCGCAGGUCCAAAAGUAAAGACCGUGUCACAAAAUCCGAGGCAACUGCUAAGAGACGGCCGAGAUCCAACAUGUCGGGGUACUGGAGCUCAGACGAUUUAGACAGCAGUGAUUUGAGCAGCUACCACAACACCAUGACUAUGAUGACCCUGGGCCGUCCGAGUGGCCAUGAAAACCAAGGUGGUCAGAGUAAAUACAUCCACAGCGGCUACAACACUAUCAGUUCCUCUAAAAGCAGCAACGACAUGAAGUACCCAGCACUUCCUGGUCCAGGGGACAUGGGAGGAGGUGGACUCGGUGGACCAGUAGGAAUGCUGAUAAAUGAUACCGAUUAUGUGAAAGGAGGGUCUUGGUCCACACUGACCAUGGGCCAACCAAGACAGGUGCUUCAGAAGGGCUCAACUACUCUGGACAGGUCAAUGCUCAAGUCAAAGUCCUGCCAACAGGAGCUGACUUGUAACUAUCUGCAGGUUGGACGCAGGGGGGAUUGGAGCAGCUCAUUAGGUCGCAGUCCGGGUUUCAACGAGAUCCCAUGUCGGCGGAUGCGCAGUGGUAGCUAUGUGAAGGCCAUGGGAGACAUUGAGGACAGCGACGACUCCGAGGGAAGCCCUAAACCCUCGCCGAAAAGUGCUGCUCGCCGUCAGAGCUACCUCAGAGCCACCCAGCAGUCUCUAAGUGACCAGCUACCCCCACGCAACUGUCUUCCAUCUCUCAGAGAGCUGUCGAAUAACCGCAGCCUGGACAACCUGGACUGUAUUGGAGGACCAGGAGCUUUGCAACCAUGGGAGGAAGACAGCUUCAGCCAGGCCUGCAGCACCUUGGGCAGACGCAGUUGCAUGGGACAGCUGCGAGACCUGGAAAAAAGUCAUCAUUAUGAAGACAGAAGCUCAGAGUCCACCUACAGAGAUUCCCAUUCUCAGGACAUCUCGGAGCCUCCAGACAUGCCCAUGCCGACUUGCUUCCGAUCCCGCAGCCACAGCUACCUGAGAGCUAUCCAGGCUGGCUGUUCCCAAGAUGACGACACCGCUUCCAUAGAUUCAGGCUGCUCUCCACCUCCAACCGACUCCUCCGUUCGCACAUACUGCACCAGCACUGACGACCUUUCUACACAAUGGAAGACAUGGAAAGAACAGUUUGCCUCUUACCUGAUAGCCACUGGCUUGGACAAAGCUCCAAAGGAGAAACAGCUUGCAAUUUUUCUUCAGCGUUUCGGGACAGACAGACCACGCAUCCUACCCACACACACAGUCUCCACAUGCAUAACAAGCUGUAAGAAGGCCGCUCCUCCACCGGUGCCUCCGCGCACAACCUCCAAGCCCUACAUUUCGGUGACGGUGCAGAGCAGCACAGAGUCGGCGCAGGACAACUACUUGGACCAGCAGGACAGGAGGUCAGAGGUCAACAGCCAGUCGAGCCACGCUCACAGCAACUCCUCUGACAGCCUUGACAGCACCCGCGCCAACAGUCUGGCCUGGGGUGUGCCACGUCCUCCGCACAUCAUCCCUAUUCCCGUUGCGACGCCGAGGGAGCCAAUCGUCCCUAGCACCGCCAAUGCUUCCACCGAGACAAGCGACUCAGUAGUCCACAAUGAAUCACUGAAAUCAGGCUCUAGUAAAGACAAUUUAGCAGCAGAGGAACCUUUUGUAGCCCCGGUACCAAGGCGGAAACUGUCCUCUAUUGGGAUACAGGUCGACUGCAUUCAGGAAGUUCCCAGAGAGGAGACCCCACCUCUGGCCAAAUUUCAGUCAAUAGGAGUACAGGUGGAGGACGGGUGGCAACCCAGUCGCUCCGGCAGUAUGGCCUCAAAACAAGAAACGGAUUCAGACGCCCAGGACAUCUCUGCCAUUUCUCAUAUCAGUAUUGCCAAAAGCUUUGAGAAGAAAGUCAUGGUCAACAGUGCCAGCCAGUCAAUGAGCUCCCCCCCUGGACAAGACUCUUUAGACAACGGAGACCCUGCUGGCGAAACGUCCUCCCCGCCACCUCCCAGGCAGAUCCUCAACCGCUCCACCACGCGGAGCAGCUCCUCGUCCUUCUCCGAAAGCCUGGACCCAGCGCUGGACCCCUCAUCCCUGCCACCCCCGGACCCCUGGCUUGACAGCGGAAGCAACGGCAACAGCGGCGGCGUCUCCCAGGGCGGAGGAGGCGGGACGCUGUGCCGGAGGGACGGCCACUGGUUCCUGAAGCUGCUGCAGGCUGAGACGGCGCGCAUGGAGGGCUGGUGCCAACAGAUGGAGCAGGAAACCAAAGACAACCACCUCUCAGAGGAGGUGCUGGGGAAAGUCCGCAGCGCGGUGGGAAGUGCUCAGCUCCUAAUGUCUCAGAAGUUCCAGCAGUUCCGGGGACUGUGUGAGCAAAACCUGAAUGUGACUGCCAACCCACGGCCCACAGCCCAGGACCUGGCUGGCUUCUGGGACCUGCUGCAGCUUUCUAUCGAGGACAUUAGCCUCAAGUUUGAUGAGCUCUACCAUCUCAAGUCCAAUGACUGGCAGCCCGUGCCGCCUGCGGCCACCCAGUCGUCCCCUGAGCGGAAGAACGAGGACAAGGCAGCCCUUCCGGCGUCAAAAAAGCCCAGUAAGACGCGACCGACGCUUAGCCGUGAGAAGAGCGCCGACUCCUCUUCCACCUCUUCGUCGGCCUCAGCAGAAAAGCAGAGACAAGAGGCUCGCAAGCGCCUGCUGGCUGCCAAGAAGGCUGCCUCGUUUCGCCAGAACUCUGCCACGGAGAGCGCAGACAGCAUUGAAAUUUACGUCCCCGAGGCCCAGACUCGCCUCUGAGAGAAAACGACGAGCGGGAGCGGUCAGAGGGCAGAAAAGUGUUGUCUGUGGAAAAUGAAAAAAAUGGAGGGCAGGGGGGGGUUGCAGAGGAGUGAUGGUGAGUAGCCUAAGGAAGGGUGUGUAGAGGAGCAAUGCCAGUGAGGGUGUUGUGAUAUUUUUAACAUAAUCAUAGGCUGGUCCUGGUUGAAACUGGUUGAUGAAACAUUUACACCCAACAGACUAUAAACUUAUGAAGCAGAAGAUUUCUCUUCUCAGGCUGCCAGGGAAGACCUCGGCUGAUGAACGUUAUCGUUUCUUCUCGCUUUUUUUUUUCUUGAUAUCAUCAAAAUUGUUAAUAAAGGUAAUAUUACGGCAACUAUAGGUUUAAAAAAAAAAAACUCUUUAUGAAGACUGUUUUAAAAGUUCCUAUAUCUUGGCUCUAAGAUUUAUUAAGCAGACAGAAGGUCAGCAUCAAGGCUUCUGUCUCCCACUCUUGUUCUCUUCCCAGAUCACUGGCCAUCUUGUAGCUUUGCACAGCACCUCCUUGUGGCCAUCACACAAGUUGCACACAAAUCCGCCUAUAAAUGUCUUCCUUGUAUUUAUUUUUAUCGUUAAUUGAUUUGGGCUGGGUAAGAAUCCACUUAUAUCAGGCUGUUCAGAAUAUGUUCGGUAUGAUGAAACACAAAAGCGGAUGUUAAAGGUUUUUUUUAUGUAGUUCCUACAAACAAGUUCUUGUGUUGUAGUUUUUUUUUUUUUGUUGUUGUUUUUUUUUUGUGUGUGUGUGUCAAUGACUGAAGGGUUUCGUUUCUUCAAGGUUUUGAAUGGAAGCACAUAUUAAACAAAGCCAGACAUGAAGGCAUCAACUUUAAGUAUGGCUGUCCAUAAUUGUUUGUCAGUGAAAAACCCUGAAAUCAUUUGUUUUCCUUCCCUCCCUUUCUUUUUUUUUUCAUGUCUGUGCUAGAAAUACAGAUCCAUAGAUAUAUGGGCUAUCUGUUACAUAUUAUAUUUAAGUGCUUUAAGUAAAACGGUUGAGCAUCAGACAUUUCAAAGUAAUCCUACCAAAAUCAAUCCAACUUCACUUUAUCCAUUUGUUCCACUCUGCACAACAACAUCAUCUUUUUUAAAUCAGACUUUUCUAAUUAAAGCACUACACUUAUAAGUUACAGUUCUUUUUGUCAUUUAUCCAGUGUUUGCUUUUUUUUUUUUUUUUGUCUCUGAGGAAUGUGAAAGCCAAAGAAAGCGAAGUCCGCUGUUUUAAAUUCAGCUCGUGUGAUAAAAUGUCAGCGGCAGGGAAACUCGACGGCUGACUGUGAAAACAGAUGGGAGUGGACGUUACCCACAGCAACAUAUGUACUGCAGAUUUAACAUUUGGAUAUAAGGCAGGAAGCUUCAACAGAACCGCCCAACGUUGAGAGCCACAGCACCGCCCUUUCUGAGGGUUCACGGAGUUAAUUUAAUGGAAAAAGAGUUGUUUCCGACCUCAGGAGGGUAACAAUGCUUACAUGUCCAACCUGUAUUCAGUUAUCGGACGGAUGGAAAGAAAAAAAAAACAUAUGAAAGAACCUUAAUGUUUUUUUUUCAUUAAAGGACACACUGUGCUUUGCAGAAAUAUUCAUAGCUCUUGAAACUUUUGUCAUGUUACAACCACAAACCUUAAGGUACUUAACUGUAUUUUAUCUGCAUGCCGGUGCAGAACUGUAAAGUGGAAGGGAGAUGAUUGGAAAAAUUUUGGAAAAAUCUCAAAGCUAUCGUGAACGUUUCUGUUUCUCACCCUGAGUGGAUCCUCUGUAGAACCACUGUUCUGGGUUAUGUCCUUACCAGCUUUUUGCACUUAGAUUAACUUUUUUCCCACCCUUCUAUGCAUAUAGCUUCCGCCAUCUUGUCUUCAACACUGAUCAGCUUGUCUGUCCCUGUUGAAGAAGAAGAGCACCCCCCACAACACACCGCUGCCACCACCAUGUUGCACAGCGGGGGUGGUCGUGUUAAUCUUCUGCCUCACAGAGCACUUUGUAUGUGGGCCAAAUUAAGUCUUGUUCACCUGAGAACCUCCCUGCACCUUUUCUUGUGUCUGCUGAAUGGCUCCUGGCAAACUUCAGUGAGACUUCCCAUGGCCUGGCAAAAGCAAUGGCUUUUUUUUUUUUUUUUGUCAUUCUUCCAUAACAGCUAGAUUUCUGGAAUACACAACCAAUAGUUGUCCUGUCAGAAUAGUAUUUCACCUGAGUUGUGGAUCUCUGCAGCUCCCCCAGAUUUACCAGGAACCUCUUUCACUGCUUCGCCCGGCCAUCGUCAAAACUAAUUAAACAGGGUUCAUUUGUUGCUGUUUUACAGCCUAACUCUGCUUUAAUCUUCCCCACAACUUUCUCCAUGUUCUCUGUUUUGUUCAUCGGUCUUCAUGAUGCUGUUUGUUUUCCCCCACUCGUGCUCUAACAAACAUCUGUGGCCUUCAUAGAACAGCGGGGUUUAUACUGGGGUCAAAUCACUCGGAUGUAUUUUGCUUACUUUUUGAGGGACGUCUGAAGGCAACUGGUUGCACUCAGUUUCAUUUAAGGGUCUCAGAGUAAAGAGAAAAAAUGAAAACCUUUGUCACAUUCCCUCCACUUUACAAUGAUGCACUACUCUGGGUCGGCGUGAAUCCCAAUAAAAUGCAGUGCAGUGUGUCUGUAACUGGAUAAAAUAAGAAAAGUCAAUAGAAUAUGAAUACUUUUGUGAAACACUAUACAAACAUACAUUUUUAUCUAGAUUCCCUUUGCAGCUUGAUGAUAUUAGAAGCCAGACACAUCCAUAUAUCGGUGUAAAAUUUGCCGGUGGGCACUUCUUUUGCUCCCUAUCCCCACCCAUACAGUCAACGACGUCAUCUGUCACUGUUCUUGUCUUGUCUGUCUUGUUGAUCACCUGCAAAAACAGCAUUCCUGUCCCCAAUAGCUUGGCUAAAUACUCGCACCGCAGCUUCUUUUCAUGUAUCUGCUGCUAAGCCUCUCUCUCAUAAACUGUAACUCAAAAUGGAGCCUCCAGCUUUGAAUUAGAAAAGCUCCACCAGCACCAUUCUUCUCACGGCAUUGGUGAGCACUUCCCCUUGAUGGUCGGCUUUUGUUUGUCUGUGAUGUUUGCCUGCUGUGGGCGACUCUCAGCAAGGAAUGGCUCAGGGGUGUCAAUAGAUAGUCCCCUAACUGCUGUCAAACCAACCCCCGUCCAUUUGACUGGGGACGACGGCGCGUCGUUAGCACCCGAAAGCCCUUUGUGUGAGUCGAAGGUUGCCGUUAGCUUGGCUUGAUUUUUGGACUGCCACAAAAAAAACAUUUUCCAGAAAGUAGUUUUGUUUAAAAUGGGCAUACUUGCCUGGAUUUGAUCUGUGCAUCCAAGUUAUUUAUACACAACAAAUCUUAGUCCCUCGCCGCUAUCUCAAGCAUAUUCUGUUCUACUUUUGAGCAGCUAGGAAAGUUUCCCAUAUCCUAAUCCGUUUUCUUUUUCCCACACAUCGGUUUACGACCAUAUCCCUUUCGUCCGACACCUUUGUAUAAAACUCUCUGCCUUGAAUGCUGGUAAGACGUUACUUGGCAUUUUUAGACAGGCCCAGAGACGGGCUUAGCGCGCCUGUUUUUGCCGCCGUUUGCAUGGCUGUGAAACACCGAAACACGGCACGACACACGCAGAAACGAAGCAAAAACCUUAUCUCGUGCAUGUAAACAAUGCUUUUCUCCAAUAAACACGCAGGCCUGGUGCAGAGACAGAGCUAGGCCCAUUUCCUGGGUAGAGUUACCCAAUGGCCGCAUACUUGCACUGUGGGGGGGGCCGGGCUGUUGCUGUAAAGCAAGUGAUUUGGGGGUGAUAAUGAUCCUCAUGCAUAUGGCGUUGAUGCUUUCUACCAUUCACUUCUCUUCCCUUUUCUUCCUUGGCCUUUGACUCCCCUACUUGUCCCCCCCCUCACCAGGUUUACAGACUGCUGAGUUGUUCUGAGUUUAGGCGGAGGAGGAAACGUACAGUGUUUCACGUAAAAGCAAACGGGGAAGAACAAAGGUUUUUAACAUAUAGUUUUAUAAGUAGUGGGGGUUUUCCACAAUUUAACUGCUUAAUGUAUUUCACUAACUAUUUUUCUGUUUCUUUGAUCUUUAUCACAUAUGGACGAGCCAAGAGUAAUCUCUUUUUAAGCUGAUAUCAAUACUUUGUCUUAAAUUCUCUGUUCCCACCCAAACUUCUUCUGUUUGCCAUUGGUUGAAUUGAUAGAUCCAGAAGCUUUUUUUUUUUUUUUCAUAAACUGUAUUUGUUGCUUUAAAGGAUUAUGUUCUUGAUUUUUGUUUUCCUUUUGUAAUAACGAGGACAACAUCUGCGAUUGUAACCUACAGUGGUUUCUGACAGAUUGCUGUCGUUGACAAUAAUCUGUACUUGCAUAUAUGGAUAAGCAGCAGCCUGUUUUUAUUGAAGUUUUUUUUAUGACCUUUUUUUCCUGAUUUUGUUCUCCUAAAACGUGUCCUGUAUUCUCCAUUGGCUGUCAAAGUUUGUCAAAUGUUUAUUCCCCCCCCAAAACCUUUAUGAACCUCUCAGUAAGUAGGGUUAAAUCUGUGUAGUGCAAUCCCUUGUGUCAGAAGGAUCUCCUUUCCUUUUUUUUUUUUUUUUUAUUCCUUACUCUAAACUUGUUUGUCAUAACAGGAAAAUGUCUUCACAUUUAAAGAUUAUUGCGUUUAGAUUCAAACUACCUUUGAUUGUAUUUAAAAAUGUCAGCCACCAGAGGCGAAAAUGUUCAAAGCCUUAGAAAAUAGUUUUCUCCAGCUGCAGCGUACCGUUUUAAUUCACAAAUCUGUCAACAAAAAACACAAAAGUGAAAAUGAACAAGUACUUUUUUUAUUUUUUUUGUUCGCCAUCUUUGCUUUGUUCAUCUUGGCCGUGAAACGAGGGAGGGACAGGGGGCGUGCUCAUUCCAGCAGAGAUAUGAUGUAGCAAAAAGUGUCCACAAAUAAGUAUUUUAAUGAAGUAAGCACAUAUUUUAAAGACUAGAACCUGUUCUUUAGAGUACUAUAUAAGAUGUGUUUGAUCCAGCGGCGCUGAAAGGGGGAGGGUAAAAAAAAAAGAAAAAAAAGGUUGCGCUGUGAGUGAGUAUGUGGGCCCGUUUGAAGAGUUUUACCUUGAUUACUGUUCACUAUACUCUGUUAACAAUAAAGUGUGUGCAAUACAGAGUAAAGGGGUUCUUUGCUAUUAAAAGGACGCUUAUCUCACAGUUCUCCCCUUGUGCUUCUUACGGUUAUUGUCUGUAAAUAAGAACUUAAUCCGGAUAAAAUAUUUCAUCUUUUACAAUGCUGUUUAUACAGUUUCAAGGUUGUCGACAUGUAUACUGCAGAGGCGCAAUGUUCAAUAAAGUGCACAAAAUACUUUCUCAAGCA
Fundulus heteroclitus (mummichog) is the source of this 9025-nucleotide messenger RNA. RefSeq names its product discs, large (Drosophila) homolog-associated protein 4b (gene dlgap4b). The record is from RefSeq and is a predicted model, not a curated record. Gene Ontology annotation, biological process: signaling. The coding region runs from base 183 to 3674 and encodes 1163 amino acids. Gene Ontology annotation, molecular function: molecular adaptor activity. Gene Ontology annotation, cellular component: postsynaptic specialization; glutamatergic synapse. The transcript is spliced from 13 exons. NCBI's taxonomy places the organism in Eukaryota, Metazoa, Chordata, Actinopteri, Cyprinodontiformes, Fundulidae.